CGCGCUGCUGCCCGUCCACGAUGUGGCUCCGUGCUCUGGUCCUGACCUCUCUCGCCGCUUGCACGGCUUGGGGUCAUCCAUCCUCACCGCCUGUGGUGGACACUGUUCAUGGCAAAGUCUUGGGGAAGCAUGUCAGCUUAGAAGGAUUUGCACAGCCUGUGGCCGUCUUCCUGGGAAUCCCUUUUGCCAAGCCGCCUCUUGGACCCCUGAGGUUCACUCCACCGCAGCCUGCAGAACCAUGGAGCUUCGUAAAGAACACCACGUCUUACCCUCCUAUGUGCUCCCAAGAUACAUUGGUGGGACAGGUGCUCUCAGAACUUUUUACCAACAGAAAGGAGAACAUUCCACUCAAGUUUUCUGAAGACUGUCUUUACCUAAAUAUUUACACUCCUGCCGACUUGACAAAGAAAAGCAGGCUGCCGGUGAUGGUGUGGAUUCACGGAGGUGGUCUGAUGGUGGGCGGGGCAUCAACCUAUGAUGGGCUGGCCCUCUCUGCCCAUGAAAAUGUGGUGGUGGUGACCAUUCAGUACCGCCUGGGCAUCUGGGGCUUCUUCAGCACAGGGGACGAACACAGCCGGGGGAACUGGGGUCACUUGGACCAGUUGGCUGCACUGCGCUGGGUCCAGGAGAACAUUGCCAACUUCGGAGGGAACCCAGGCUCUGUGACCAUCUUUGGAGAGUCAGCGGGAGGUGAAAGUGUCUCUGUUCUUGUUUUAUCUCCCUUGGCCAAGAACCUCUUCCACCGGGCCAUUUCUGAGAGUGGCGUGGCUCUCACUUCUGUUCUGGUCCAGAAGAAUGUAAAUCCCAGGGCUAAGCAAAUUGCUGUCACUGCUGGGUGUGAGACCACCACCUCAGCUGUCAUGGUUCACUGCCUGCGCCAGAAGACAGAGGAUGAGCUCUUGGAUGUGACACUGAAAAUGAACUUUUUUGCUCUCGAUUUACAUGGAGAUCCCAGAGAGGUCUAUUCCUUCAUGCCCACUGUGAUUGAUGGUGUGCUGCUGCCCAAGACACCUGAAGAGAUUCAGGCUGAAAAGAAAUUCAACACUGUCCCCUACAUCAUCGGCAUCAACAAGCAAGAGUUCGGUUGGCUUCUUCCAAUGAUGAUGAACUUUCCACUCCCUGAAAGCAAACUGGACCAGCAGACGGCCACGUCACUCUUGUGGAAAUUCUACCCCAUUUUUAACAUCUCUGAGGAACUGACUCCGGUGGCCACUGAGAAGUAUUUAGGAGGGACAGAUGACCCCGUCAAAAAGAAAGACCUGUUCCUGGACUUGCUUGGAGAUGUGGUAUUUGGUGUCCCAUCUGUGAAUGUGGCCCGUUCCCACAGAGAUGCCGGGGCCCCCACCUACAUGUAUGAGUUUCUGUAUCGCCCAAGCUUCUCAUCAGCAAUGAAACCCAAGACAGUGAUAGGAGACCAUGGGGACGAGCUCUUCUCUGUCUUUGGGGCCCCGUUUUUAAAAGAGGGUGCCUCAGAAGAGGAGAUCAAACUCAGCAAGAUGGUGAUGAAAUUCUGGGCCAACUUUGCUCGGAAUGGGAACCCCAAUGGGGAGGGGCUGCCCCAUUGGCCAGAGUACGACCAGAAGGAAGGGUACCUACAGAUUGGCGCCACCACCCAGGCAGCCCAGAAGCUGAAGGAUAAGGAAGUGGCUUUCUGGACCGAGCUCCUGUCCAGGGAGGCAGUGGAGAAGCCACGCCAGACAGAACAUACUGAGCUGUGAAUGGGAGGCCCAGCCAGCCUGUGAGGCUGUAGGAGCUAAGAGAGGGAGGGAGAUUCUACAGAAGGUGUUCAUAGGCCGAAGAGGCAUCUUAUCAUGGAGGCUGGAGAAUUGUCUGGUGAGGGUGGGCAGAGGCCAAGGAGGAGGGAUUUUUGCACUCGUGGUUUUAAUUUUGGGAA
Messenger RNA from Cynocephalus volans (Philippine flying lemur), 1894 nucleotides. RefSeq names its product liver carboxylesterase 1-like. The record is from RefSeq and is a predicted model, not a curated record. Lineage: Eukaryota; Metazoa; Chordata; Mammalia; Dermoptera; Cynocephalidae. Gene Ontology annotation, biological process: lipid catabolic process. The coding region runs from base 21 to 1718 and encodes 565 amino acids. The transcript has 14 exons. Gene Ontology annotation, molecular function: carboxylic ester hydrolase activity. Gene Ontology annotation, cellular component: lipid droplet; endoplasmic reticulum.